Aspergillus melleus is the source of this 2371-nucleotide messenger RNA. It is a transcript of the gene dppV, whose product is annotated as dipeptidyl peptidase DppV. Gene Ontology annotation, molecular function: serine-type endopeptidase activity. The record is from RefSeq and is a predicted model, not a curated record. Gene Ontology annotation, biological process: proteolysis. Lineage: Eukaryota; Fungi; Ascomycota; Eurotiomycetes; Eurotiales; Aspergillaceae. Bases 536 to 2371 code for a protein of 611 amino acids. The transcript has 6 exons.
AUUCGAGCGUCGGAAGCUUCUCUUGCAGUCCAAUUCUGUGAGCGUUCAUCCUUUCCAGCAUGGGAGCUUUUCGUUGGCUCUCAAUUGCGGCCGCUUCGUCGGUCGCUUUGGCCCUGACCCCGGAACAAUUGCUCAGUGCUCCCCGGAGAUCUGAGGCGAUUCCCAACCCUUCUGGUGUACGUUAUUUUUUCCGAUCAAUUGACCUCAAGGUAUCGAUUGCGCCCGGGACGCUAACUGUCAUUCUCAGAAACUCGCCGUGUUCUCGACGUCGCAAUACUCGUUCGACACGCACAAGGGCAAUUCCUGGUGGAGCUUGUUGGACCUGAAGUCUGGCGACAUCAAGCCUCUCACCAAUGACAGCAAUGUCUCGGAGAUUGUCUGGCUAGGUACCGAUGACUCUACCGUGCUCUACGUCAAUGGCACCAAUGCAGAGGUCCCCGGAGGCGUGGAACUGUGGGUGUCGAAGAUUUCGGACUUUACCAAAGGGUGAGUGACUUUAGUCAUCUCUCGUGUAAUACUUCGGCUUCAAUGACUCAUGAAACGGUGUGAUAGUUACAAAGCCGCAUCUUUGCCUGGUCCCCUAUCGGGCUUCAAGACCGUCACCACUCACUCCGGUGAUAUCAAGUUCGUUGCGUACGCUGAAUCAUACGCCAAUGGCACUGUGUACAAUGAGGAGCUUGCGGAGACCGCGCUGAGCUCUGCCCGGAUCUAUGACAGUCUCUACGUGCGUCACUGGGACUUCUAUCUCAGUACCAGAUUCAACUCCGUGUUCUCCGGUACUCUGAAGAAGUCCGGCGGUCAGAAGUCUCAGUACAGCUUCAAGGGAGGACUGAAGAACCUCGUGUCCCCCGUGAAGAACGCUGAGAGUCCCUACCCGCCUUUCGGAGGCUCCUCGGACUACGACAUUUCUCCCAACGGCAAGUGGGUUGCCUACAAGAGCAAGGCUCCCGAUGUUCCUCGUGCCAACUACACCACGUCGUACAUCUACCUUGUCCCCCAUGACGGUUCCACCAAGGCUGUCGCUAUCAACGGACCUGACAGCCCCGGAACUCCUAAGGGCGUUGCUGGAGACUCCAGCGGUCCUGUUUUCUCCCCCGGAAGCGACAAGAUCGCUUACUUCCAGAUGACUGACGCGACUUACGAGUCUGACCGUCGCACUCUGUAUGUCUACAGCAUCGGCUCUAAGAAGACCAUUCCUGCCGUCGCUAAGGACUGGGACCGUUCUCCCGACUCCGCCAAGUGGCUUGACAAGAAGAACCUGAUCAUUGGCAGCGAGGACGAGGGCCGUCAGCGUUUGUUCUCGAUCCCCGCCAAUGCCGGCGACGGCUUCAAGCCCAAGAACUUCACGAGCAAUGGCGCUGCCGGCUCGUACUAUGUCCUUCCCGAUUCCACCAUCCUGGUCACUGGCAGUGCCAUCUGGACCAACUGGAACGUGUACCUUGCCAGCCCCAAGAAGGGAGUCUUCAAGAAUUUGGUGUCUGCCAACGAGAUCGAUGCCGAACUCAAGGGACUUGGACCCGCCGAUGUUGACGAGUUCUACUACAAGGGUAACUGGACUGAUAUCCAAGCUUUCGUCAUCUACCCCACGGACUUUGACAAGAGCAAGAAGUACCCUCUUGCCUAUUUGAUUCACGGUGGCCCCCAGGGCUCGUGGGCCGACUCGUGGAGCACCCGUUGGAACCCCAAGGUGUUCGCCGACCAGGGCUACGUCGUUGUCGCACCUAACCCCACCGGUAGCACUGGUUGGGGUGAUGAGCUGACCGACGCCAUCCAGAACAACUGGGGCGGAGCUCCCUAUGAUGACCUCGUGAAGGGCUGGGAAUACAUUCGUGACAACCUUGACUUUGUUGACACCGACAACGGAGUUGCCGCUGGAGCUAGUUACGGAGGUUUCAUGAUCAACUGGAUCCAAGGAGGUGACCUUGGUCGCAAAUUCAAGGCCCUGGCCAGCCACGACGGCACCUUCGUGGCCGAUGCUAAGAUCUCCACCGACGAGUUGUGGUUCAUUGAGCGCGACUUUAACGGUUCCUUCUGGGGUGCCCGUGACAACUACCGCCGCUGGGAUCCUUCCGCCGUCGAGCGGAUCCUCCAGUUCAGCACCCCUCAGCUUGUCAUCCACAACGACAAGGAUUACCGUCUCGCUGUCUCGGAGGGUCUGGCCCUGUUCAACGUCCUGCAGGAGCGUGGCGUUCCCAGUCGCUUCCUCAACUUCCCUGAUGAGAACCACUGGGUUGUCAACCAGGAAAACAGCCUCGUGUGGCACCAGCAGGUCCUUGGCUGGCUGAAUCGUUACUCUGGCGUCGAGAAGAAGAAUCCCGAUGCCGUCAGCCUAGACGACACUGUCAUCCCGGUUGUUGAUUACAACCCUUGA